UAGGUAAAUACUAGUGUUGUCACUUGUACCUCAGCAAUCUAGGGUUUUAGGCAGACAUCAUCGUCAGUUAGCAGCUCCGUAAUCGAAAAUGGUGAAGGGACGCCAAGGAGAGCGCGUAAGACUUUAUACUAGAGGAACCGUUCUUGGAUACAAGAGGUCGAAGUCGAAUCAGUAUCCAAACACGUCAUUGGUUCAGAUCGAGGGAGUGAACACGAAGGAGGAAGUAGAUUGGUACUUGGGGAAGCGUAUGGCCUAUAUAUACAAGGCGAAAACAAAGAAGAAUAACUCCCAUUAUCGCUGCAUUUGGGGUAAAGUUUGCAGGCCACAUGGAAACAGUGGGGUCGUUAGAGCUAAGUUCACGUCCAAUCUGCCACCAAAGUCCAUGGGAGCUAAGGUUAGAGUUUUCAUGUACCCAAGCAACAUAUAAGCAAGGUGUUUAGUUGAUGCUUUUUUGGACGCCCUACAUUUGUCUAUCAAGUUCAUUAGUGGAAGGAUUUUAAUCUUUAAAACUAGUUGGACAUAAAUUGUUUUUGGUUAUGUGGAGUUACAUUUUUAGUCGUUUUGUUUAUCAUGUACUUUAAAUACCUAGGAGUGAACAUCUGAUUAGAUGCUACCUAAUUUUGUUCUUGGAGUUUCUACGUA
Lycium ferocissimum is the source of this 642-nucleotide messenger RNA. Its product is annotated as large ribosomal subunit protein eL33y. Gene Ontology annotation, cellular component: cytosolic large ribosomal subunit; ribosome. The record is from RefSeq and is a predicted model, not a curated record. The transcript is spliced from 5 exons. NCBI's taxonomy places the organism in Eukaryota, Viridiplantae, Streptophyta, Magnoliopsida, Solanales, Solanaceae. The coding region runs from base 89 to 427 and encodes 112 amino acids. Gene Ontology annotation, molecular function: structural constituent of ribosome. Gene Ontology annotation, biological process: cytoplasmic translation; ribosomal large subunit biogenesis.